CAUGGAAAUUUUGAGCCAUGCCGCCGUGGUGAUGUAUUUUGUCGCAGUAGAGUUACAACUUUCAAGAAAUAUAGCGUCAUCAACGACGACAGUCAUAGCAUGAUAUAGGUAUAAAGUUGGCAUGUGUGGCGCAUUGUCCUGCAUCAGAUACCACAAGACCAUCUCUCACCAUGGCUACCGCCGCCUCCUCACUGCACGCUGCAACCGGGAAUGAACGGUUCAACAACGAAGCCGCCAACUGGGACAACAACCCGUUCGUGCACGAAGCCAGUAAACAGGCCUGGAAAGCCAUUUUGGCAAAAUUUCCUGCUCUCAAGGACGCACCAGGGCAAAAUGGAUUGGAUGUAUUGGAGCUCGGUUGCGGCACGGGACUGCUUUCGUCCAUCAUUGCGCCUUACGCCAAGCGAGUCGUGGCUGUAGACGCCGCUCCUGGAAUGAUCGAGGUUCUCAAGAACAAAUUGCAAAAGCCAGGCGCGCCACAAAACAUCUACCCGCUGGCUGUUUUGCUGGAGGAUGCCGACGAUAAGCGUCUCCCACCGGCAGACGAAUCAGACCCGAACGGGCCCCGUCUGAGAUUCGACCUCAUCAUCUCUCAUUUGGUCCUGCACCACAUCCCAGACCUGGGAAAGGUCCUGACUACUAUGAAGGACUGCCUGAAGCACUCCGCGUGGGUAGCACUCACCGAUUAUGAAGACGCUGGACCGGACUCAAAAAGUUUUCACGCCAGAUCGAGGAUGGAAGGUGUCGCAAGGCACGGAAUUCACCUCGAAACUAUGGAAGUAUUGAUGAAUGAGGUUGGGUUCGUCAACGUGAAUGUGGAACGAGCUUGGAGCAUGGACAAGAACGUAGAAAAGGUUGAUGGGGAGUUCGGGGAAGCCGGAAGAGCGAGUCGGGCUGGACAGGGUCAGGUAAGGAGUUUUCCUUUCCUGCUCUGCAUGGGCGAAAAGAAAUACUGUCCAUGAACUCUCGACGGC
Exophiala viscosa is the source of this 974-nucleotide messenger RNA. Its product is annotated as S-adenosyl-L-methionine-dependent methyltransferase. The transcript has a single exon. Lineage: Eukaryota; Fungi; Ascomycota; Eurotiomycetes; Chaetothyriales; Herpotrichiellaceae. The record is from RefSeq and is a predicted model, not a curated record. Bases 171 to 962 code for a protein of 263 amino acids.